CCUGAUGAGGAGGGAUCAGAGGGUCCCAUCACACCCCAUUACGGUGGCUAAUCAGGAAGAAGGGCUGCUACUGUUGUUGUUUAGAAUAAUUAAAAUAAAAACAGUUGGAGAAUUCAGCACUGGAAAGCCCGGUCUCAGAAACCAGAGACCCUGCAAAAGACCCUACAGUCCAAGUCCACUUGGAAAGCCCCAGGCUGAGGCCCCCAUAAUGAAAUCCCAACUGAAAUUCUCCGCUGAGCUCCGAGACAGAAGUCCCUCACGGAGGCACAUAGGCUAAGCAAACCUGGGCAGAAUUUUCCCCUUUCCCUGCUCAGCCCGCACCACAGCACACUUCCCAGGGCUUCUCUUCCACCUCCUUCCUGCUGGGCUCGGGGAGGGGGUGUAACCAAGAAAAACAUAGGGCAGCCAGUUGCCGCCCAGGAGACAGAGGGCGCCUCUGUCCACUCCUGGCCCCUGGCCCUUGACGGUGUCAUUUGUGAAGGGGUGGAGCCGGCGGGGAGGAGGGUCCGCAGGGAAAGACAGCAAAAGACAGGUUUCCCCUCACCGCUCCAGGUGCCACAUUUGCAGCCUGCCUGUCUGUCGAGAACUUGCUGCCACCUCAGGCCCAGUCAACCGUAGGUGUGCUGCUGAAAUGGGCUCUGAGCUGGAGACUGCCAUGGAGACCCUCAUCAAUGUGUUCCAUGCCCAUUCGGGCAAGGAGGGGGACAAAUACAAGCUGAGCAAGAAGGAGCUGAAAGACCUGCUACAAACUGAACUCUCCGGCUUUCUGGAUGUCCAGAAGGAUGCAGUUGCUGUGGACAAGGUAAUGAAGGAACUGGAUGAAAACGGAGACGGGGAGGUGGACUUCCAGGAGUAUGUCGUGCUGGUAGCUGCUCUCACAGUGGCUUGUAACAACUUCUUCUGGGAGAACAGCUGAGCACAUGGCCCCAGUGGGCAGUGCCCUUCCUCUCCACCUUGUCAGGCUUCCCCCUUUAGCCCAUUUCUCCUCACCCCACCUGUACCUCCCCAUGUCUCUAUCCUUACCCAGUCUCUCACCAAGGGCACAAGAGUAGUGGUCCAGGUCUGCCGUGCACUUUAAUAAAUAGGUUUCCCUCACCAGCUGUCAA
Messenger RNA from Alexandromys fortis (reed vole), 1106 nucleotides. It is a transcript of the gene S100a1, whose product is annotated as S100 calcium binding protein A1. Gene Ontology annotation, biological process: regulation of heart contraction. The coding region runs from base 632 to 916 and encodes 94 amino acids. Gene Ontology annotation, molecular function: calcium-dependent protein binding; S100 protein binding; calcium ion binding. The record is from RefSeq and is a predicted model, not a curated record. NCBI's taxonomy places the organism in Eukaryota, Metazoa, Chordata, Mammalia, Rodentia, Cricetidae. Gene Ontology annotation, cellular component: cytoplasm; sarcoplasmic reticulum. The transcript is spliced from 3 exons.